AGUUGCAACUUCGGCCCUUAUUGAUUGCUGCAAUUCAGAAUAGUCGCAACUUCCGCGCAAUGAGAUUGCUGCAAUUAGCUAGAAACCUUCAUACUCCAUCAAUCAUCUUCUCGACCCACCAUUCCUCAAUGUACGGUAGAUCUAGAAUUCCAAAAACAAGAACCCAGAGAAAGAGCUAGGUUUUCAAAUCUCCACAGCCAAUUUAUCCUCCCUUCUACACCGCCUGCUACUGCACCGCCGGCUACCGCACCGCACCGCCUGUAACAAUCGAUUGAGGACUCUCCUUCGCCGGCUACCGCACCGCACCGCCUGUAACAAUCGAUUGAGGACUCUCCUUCACUGGCUACCGCACCGCACCGCCUAUAACAAUCGUUUGAGGACUCUCCUUCGCCGGCUACCGCACCGCACCGCCUGCUACCGCACCGCCUGUAACAUCGGAAAAGGUUGUCUGUUCUUUUUCAACUCCCACCGCCAUUUAACACCGCUAACCUCAAGUACAACCCUCAAGUUGCAGAAAAGUGGAGGGAGAAAGACGAAUUCAUCUGGGCUCUCCGGCAUCUUCGGUUCAAGCAACUGCAAUUGGUGAAAUCUUUAUGAAGCGUCCUACUCAUGUUCAACCACCUCAUAGAAUUAAAAUACCAGGCAAUUGUUCUGUUGAUGCAUCAUUGAGUGGAUGGAGCCUGGGUUCAGACCCUACCACUCCUGUUGUAACAGAUUAUCAGGAUUUUGUUGCAGGAACAUAUAUUGGAGUGCAGGAGGUUAAUUCAGUUUCACCUCCAAAUCAAGUGAGUGCUCCUAAUACUGUUCAGUUUGGUUCUAUAAAAAGUACAACUUCAAACCUUGUGUCAAAAAAGAGGAAGAAACCACUCAGCUUCACUAGAGCUCGUUCAUAUGACACAAAAUCUUACUUUGGUUACUCGACCUCCAGUUGGUCUCAGAAGAGAUAUAAAAGUGCUGAUGAUAUUACUGCUCUGGUUGCUUCUACUCAGUUGAACCUUCCUAACCUUAGCACUAGUUUCAUUGAACGGGGCAAAAAACGUGUUCAUGAUGUUGGUACUGUAUCACCCUCAAAAAAAUCAAAAAACAAGUUUUCAUUGGCUGCACUUAAUGCGGAAGCUAUGCCUUCUUCCAACAAAUGAAGGCAGUUCUUUGGAACUGUAGGGGUAUCAAUGAACCGAAUACUCCUAAAUUACCAUACAUAUUUUGGCUUUUGCGUACAUAUAGUCCAACUUUCUUGUUUCUCUCAGAAACUAAAAUGAAUGUAUGUUGUGUAGUUGAUAAGCUGAAGUUGUAUUACCCUUCUUUUAGUUGUAGAUUAGAACCAGUAGGAUAAAGUGGUGGUUUGGUUGUUUUUGGUUGGAGUUCCUUUCCCAUCACUUGUGUAGUUAGUUCAACUCAUUUUGUACUUUGUAAAAUUGAAGAAUCUAGUGAAAUGAUCUACUAUGUGCUUUUCUUUUA
This is a messenger RNA of Spinacia oleracea (spinach), 1458 nucleotides long. RefSeq lists its product as uncharacterized. The transcript is spliced from 2 exons. Bases 594 to 1139 code for a protein of 181 amino acids. Lineage: Eukaryota; Viridiplantae; Streptophyta; Magnoliopsida; Caryophyllales; Amaranthaceae. The record is from RefSeq and is a predicted model, not a curated record.